AUUACUUGUUAACAGCUCCUCACUAAUCCCACGAUGUUGGCUUUAUCGCCUUCUCUGUUCGCACCCAUCGAGUGGGCCUUAGAGGAACGCACAAGUCCCAGUGAUCAUAACUUGUUUUACAAAGACGGGGUUGCUGAUCUUCAGUUUAGUUGCUCGCCGCCACCAGAUCAUCAGGUUCAGGUUGAGGUUGAGGAGGCUCAGAGAUCCACGCCAAUAUCCCUUGCCGCGAGCGGCGACCCUACCAUGGUCGUCAAAAAGCUUAACCACAACGCUAGUGAACGCGAUCGUCGCAAGAAGAUCAAUAGCCUCUAUUUCUCACUUCGUUCUAUGCUUCCUUUGGCUGAUCAAACGAAAAAGUUAAGUAUCCCGGCAACUAUUUCACGAGUCCUAAAGUACAUACCGGAGUUACAGCAGCAAGUGGAAGUGCUUAUCAAGAAGAAGGAGGACCUUUUGUUGAGAUUCUCUCGGCAAGGAGAUGCGUCAAGUAAAGAAUCUCGAAGGAAAAUGGUUCAUCACUACGCUGCCACUGCUUGCGUAGUUUCAACAAGCAGGCUCAGUGACAACGAAGCUGUUAUUCAGAUUUCCUCUGACAAGCUCCACAAAACUCCUUUCUCUGAGAUAUUGCUGUGUUUAGAAAAGGAAGGGCUUUUAUUGCUUAAUGCUUCCACCUUUGAGACCUUUGGGCAACGGGUCUUCCAUAACUUGCAUUUGCAGAUGGAUGAAACUCGUAGAAUAGAGCCAGAAAUUCUAAGCGAGAAGAUUUUGUCAAUAUAUGAGAGGAAGGAAGGGAAUUUUCAAUGUUUUUAAGUAUAAGAUGACAUCCUAAUAAUUUGGGAGACCUCGUAUAUGUAAUCUGAUGACGCCUGAAAUGAAAUCUGUACAUUUUGUGGAAGUUGCAAAGAAGCAAAUUGGAGAUCGAAUAUCACUCUUUCAUAUAUGUGGACCUCAUGUUAGAUACAAAUUGAAGUUAUCAGAUGAUAUCAAAUGAGCUUUUUCUGGAUAAAGAAAGUUAGAGGUGGUUUUACCAUUCUUGCAUCAGACACAGUUGUAUAUAGGAAAUGAGAAGUGAAUCAAGGUUACUUACAU
Messenger RNA from Neltuma alba, 1086 nucleotides. RefSeq names its product transcription factor ORG2-like. The record is from RefSeq and is a predicted model, not a curated record. The coding region runs from base 34 to 807 and encodes 257 amino acids. Gene Ontology annotation, biological process: regulation of transcription by RNA polymerase II. NCBI's taxonomy places the organism in Eukaryota, Viridiplantae, Streptophyta, Magnoliopsida, Fabales, Fabaceae. Gene Ontology annotation, cellular component: RNA polymerase II transcription regulator complex. Gene Ontology annotation, molecular function: RNA polymerase II transcription regulatory region sequence-specific DNA binding; protein dimerization activity; DNA-binding transcription factor activity, RNA polymerase II-specific. The transcript is spliced from 3 exons.